This is a messenger RNA of Thelazia callipaeda (thelaziosis nematode), 477 nucleotides long. The record is from the annotation of a GenBank genome assembly. Lineage: Eukaryota; Metazoa; Nematoda; Chromadorea; Rhabditida; Thelaziidae.
AUCUAUUGUUAUCGUCGAGAAAUGUUUGUUGCAGAAGUGAUAUCGACGACGAAAUCAAGCUGCGACAUAAGUAAUUCAAAAGAAUUACAGGUGAGCAGUGCGAAUUCUAUUAAAGAAGGUGUAAAACCAGCAAACCAUGCAAAUCUUGUCUUGAGUACUGCUGUUACGGAGGCAGGAAAGGAUGGAAACAUGGAUGUUGAGAAGAGAGAGCCAGUUCUGUCAUUGCAAGAGGAGAGACUAAAAUAUGUUCAGCCAGUUCGCGAACGCGUAUAUAAAUUACUGCCACGUGACAUUCAGUUCUGUGUGCAUAUGAUUGAGAAGUACGGGGAAAAUUAUGAGGGAAUGGCAAAAGAUGAAGGCAAUAUAUAUCAUGAUUCGGCGAAAGGAAUAGCGCAAAAAAUAAGAAUUUUCAAGCGAAGUCCUGAGUACGCAGUUUAUUUAAAACAACAAGCUGAGCAGAAAGACUCAGUUGCUUAA